CUGAGUUUCGAAAGAGGAAAAGCGAAUUCCUCCUUUUUCCUUCAUUUCCCCCUUUUUUCCGGCCCCAUUUUUUCCUCUAUCUGCAGAUGCGGAAAGCAUCGUCCGCUCUCUCUGUCCGAUAUGCCCUUCCUUUCCAAACCCUCCUUCCCUUUUUCCACCGGGGCCACAUCCUCCACUUCCGACCCCCCCUCACCACCCCAUGCCCAAGAUAGCACCGACGGCGCAGUGGAGCGCCGGAUCCGGGAGGCGGAGGACCGGCUUCGGGAGGCGAUCGAGGAGCUGCAGCGCCGGCAGCGCCAUGCCCGCGGCCGUUACCCACCUUGCGAGCAUGCCGACGAGUCGUGUGUUGCCAAUGCCAUCGGCAACCUUUGCCAGAGCUUCCUCCUCUCCUAUGGAGUCCGUGUAGGCAUCGGAAUCCUCCUCCGCGCCUUCAAGCUCGCCCGUCGCCAGUCCUAUGCUUCCCUCCUUGAUCUCAAGCAACUUGUGUCAGAGAAAGAUUUGAUAGUGAGAGAAGAAGCAUGUCGCGUUGGGUUGCUUUUUGGUGGGUUUACCGGAUCAUAUCAUGCCCUUCGAUGUUUGCUGAGGAAGUUGAGAAAGAAGGAGACUCCUAUGAAUGCAAUUCUAGCAGGUUCGCUUGCAGGAUUAUCCAUUUUGGCUUUAGAUGAUUCGAGCCGGAGGCGCACUCUUGCUUUGUAUCUCUUAGCUAGGCUUGCACAGUGUGCUUAUAAUUCUGCAAAGUCAAAGAAUAAGUUUCACCUUUGGGGAAGCCAUUGGAGACAUGGAGAUUCUUUACUAUUUGCUCUAGCAUGUAGCCAGGUCAUGUAUGCCUUUGUAAUGCGACCUGAAAGCUUGCCGAAAUCAUAUCAAGAUUUUAUCUUAAAGACAGGACCAGUUGCGGAACCUGUAUACAAGGCUGUCAGGGAUAGCUGUAGAGGUGGUCCUGUAGAUGUUGCUGCUCUUUCUGUUUACUUAACAAAGAGAAAGGGGUCCAGUUCUGUCAACUUGAUGGAAUAUCCUUCCAUCAUUCCAUGUUCUAUAAUUCAUCCGGAUACAACGUCAUGUUUGGCUCACAAUUCUACUGCAGCAUCAGCAACUUUCAGGAAAACAUUUCCACUAUAUUUCUCAUUAACAUUUGUACCAUUUGUCGUGCUCCAUCUACAAAAGUUCAUGCAAUCUCCUGCUCGUACCUGCUGGCUUGCCAUUAAAGGUGCUGUUCGCUCAACAACGUUCUUGUCUGCUUUUGUUGGAAUCUUUCAGGGUGUCAUAUGUUUGCACAGAAAAGUGGCAACGGAGGACCACAAACUUGUGUACUGGUUUGCGGGUGGAAUUGCUGCCCUUUCAGUACUACUUGAGAAGAAACCAAGACGGGCAGAAUUGGCUCUAUAUGUUCUUCCCCGUGCUGGAGAUUCACUGUGGUAUAUCUUAAUAAAUCGCCAUCUGCUUCCAAAUAUAAAGAAUGCUGAGGUGGCUCUCUUUUGUCUAUGCAUGGGAGGAAUCAUGUAUUACUUGGAACAUGAACCAGACACCAUGGCUCCAUUCCUCCGGGGAUUGAUCCGGCGGUUCCUGGCAAGCAGGAUAAGCAAUCCGGGCCCAUCCUCCAACCGGAAUGCAUCCUAUUCCUACCUACAGACUCUCAACUCCUUGGAUAAGCCCAAGUUACAAGGGAACCAUGAGAAUGAAGCUUCGGCAGCACCUGAGAAGUACAACCUCGAAUCAAUCCCUGGACUAUAAAAUCUCUUGCCCAUUGCCUUUUUGCUAUGGUGACAAGAGCUCAAGAUCCGAAUCAAAUUCCUUAAUUUUUCUUCAUACCCAUAUGCAAUUUAUUAGGGUGGCAUGGAACUUUUUUCUAUUAAUCAAAACAAAUAGCUGGAUAUUGCCAUCAGUUGAUUUAUUUUAUUUUUUUCCUUCCGCAAUGUAACCAAUAUGGUCAUAGACCUGAAAGGAAAGGAGAUUUGAGGAUUUCAUUUCUUUCA
Molecule: messenger RNA, 1973 nt
Organism: Magnolia sinica
Lineage: Eukaryota; Viridiplantae; Streptophyta; Magnoliopsida; Magnoliales; Magnoliaceae
Exons: 8
Coding region: 121-1731 (536 amino acids)
Source: RefSeq, a predicted model, not a curated record